Pisolithus orientalis is the source of this 762-nucleotide messenger RNA. RefSeq lists its product as uncharacterized. The coding region runs from base 1 to 762 and encodes 253 amino acids. The transcript has 5 exons. The record is from RefSeq and is a predicted model, not a curated record. NCBI's taxonomy places the organism in Eukaryota, Fungi, Basidiomycota, Agaricomycetes, Boletales, Pisolithaceae.
AUGUUUGGUAAGGAAAGUGAAGGAGACCUCAAUGCUCAUGCUCAGCAGUAUCUGGCACUGUGUGAAUGCAACUAUGCCAAACUGCAACUGAUACUGAUAGCAAGGACUGCACUUUCUGAAGACCUUGGAAUUGGACUUGCUGGUAGAGCCAUGCCAUGGGCCUUGCAGUUGGUCCAGGACCUGGUCAAAGAGCUGGAGAUGUGCUCUGAACUGGCAAUCCAUCAACACUGUUGCCUACCUGAACCAUUUGUCAAUUUAUCCCCUGGGGAACUGGAGAAUCUGUACCCAAUUGACUGGGCUGAACUGAUGUCAGAGGCACAGGUGAACCUUUACACUGACAAGCAGGGGAAUACUGCCCUCCAUGCCACAGAUGCCUUGCCAACCUUCAAGAAUGAUGCCAAACACUUGUGGGUGAUGGAGAAGAAUGCAGAACAGGCUGCAAAGGAUAAAAAGAGGGAAUUGGCAGAGGCUCACAGGGAUGUCAAGACAGUGCAGUCUGUCAGGUCAGCAUGUGCAGUGCAAGUGGCUGCAAGGAAAAACCAGAGACAACCCAAGUCACUUGAGUUCCUUGAGGACAGUGGUGAUGAAAUACACCCAUGGAAGCAGGUCCAUCCAAGACCACAGAGGACAGGAAUGCAGGAUCAUCCACAACACAGGGUCCUGCUAAAUGGACCUGGAUGUCAAGACAGUGCAGUCUGUCAGGUCAGCAUGUGCAGUGCAAGUAGCUGCAAGGAAAAACCAGAGAUAACCCAAGGCACUUGA